GGACAUGGCAUCGUAUUACACGCUCUCUGGUCUCCAAGAAACACUUAACAAGGAUUUAAUGACGGCGAAGAUUUCGUUCGUGGCACAUGAAUAUGCCAAGAUAAGGAUAAAAUGUAGAAGGCACAUAGUCGAACAAUAGAGAAAUACACGCGGUUUAUGCCGUCAAGGUCUCGAGUGCGUGUUCUGCGUUCACUGUGUGUUUUCGCAGCUGCCAAUUUUGUGGGAGAGAUGAAUGCGAACGUGGAGCGGCGGAGGGGAAGCGGGACCAGAACCUGGAUCGGGACCAGGACCGCUCCACUCAGUGGCACAUAGAGACUCCGCGAGACCUCGGUCGCGCGCUUCGCAGCGUGACGUCACCGCAGCGCACGGGCCGGCCGCCUCGCGCUGCUCACCGUCUCCCUCUGGCGGCCGGACGCGUAGCGGCUGCGCAGUGACGCCGGGAGGGAGUCGUCGGCGAGGAACAUCCGCAGUGUGCGCUUCGCCGGGAUCUCUCGCCGUCCGACGCGCCGCUCACCGAUCGUUUCGCUUCUUCCGGCCCGGCAGCGCAACUGCAACCCUGCAUUCCAAACGGGAGAACGAGUGCUUCGCCAUGAACUGUGACAUGGAUGGAGAUGUGGAGGACCAGCUGGAGAUGGAGGAGAAGACGAGGCUCAUCAACCAGGUCCUGGAGCUCCAGCAUACACUUGAAGAUCUUUCAGCCAGGGUCGACGCUGUGAAGGAGGAGAACCUCAAGCUCAAGUCUGAGAACCAGGUACUGGGGCAGUACAUCGAGAACCUCAUGUCGGCCUCCAGCGUCUUCCAGACCACUGACACAAAAAGCAAACGAAAGUAAGGGACAGACCCCAACACCUUUAACAGUUCACCGAGUCCCGGGGGCCUCCCUGCAAGAGCCUCAUUUACAUCCUCUUAAUCUCAUAACAAAUUCAUCUGAAGUUUUCUUGAGUUUUUCUUUCCCUGUGUAAUUUUUCAGAUGUAUGUAUGUAGUAUUUAAUUUUUUAUGGCUAGAAUGAUUCCCAUAUAAUGUAUAGUUAUAACUCCUCCCUGGUACACAAUUUUUACGGGUCACUUUUUUAGAAUGUAAAGUAACAGUUGAAAACCCUUUUAUGAACCUUGAGGCAACGACUUUAACCUUCACACUGACUUUUCAUUCUACAGUUGUAGCCAC
Scleropages formosus (Asian bonytongue) is the source of this 1165-nucleotide messenger RNA. Lineage: Eukaryota; Metazoa; Chordata; Actinopteri; Osteoglossiformes; Osteoglossidae. The record is from RefSeq and is a predicted model, not a curated record.